AUGUACCAGUACCCUUCAAGGUGAGUGAGGCACCCACAAACGCACAUAGGGAACCCAUCCAACAAACACAUGUGCACCUAUCGUGUGUGUGCCAUCCGUCUGACAGCGGCAAGGAUGAUGGUGAGCCGAGUGACGGUCUUGGCAGCAGCCCCGAUCUCAUCAGCAGUGUGUCUAGCCUGGUCAGCGAGAGAGUGACCGAGUCACUUAUUGACUCAUUCCGACGUGUUGGUGGUGGUGUGUGUGUCAGUAUGGUGAUAGUUACUACUCGUGCUCGGCCCGCGCCCUCUGCAAGGCACUGGCUGCGAGCGGGCACACAUGCUAUGGCAGUUUCUACGAGGCGGGAUGGGAUUAUUCCGCCCCCACAGUCAUGACGGAUGCGGUGGCACCCAAGGGCGGACAAUUUGAUAUCUACAGGAGUUUCUGCUUCUUGCCCGGCACCACCUGCCACCUUGAGGAACAGGCGAGUGCUACGGAACAGACACCUACACGCACUCACCGAACUAGUUAGUGCCCGUCUGUCGGUGUGCAGAUGUGGGCCCUCGGCAAUGGACAGAGGAUCUUCACCAAAGAGAGGACUGGCGCAACUGACGAUUUCCUGUUCUCUGAUUCACCGCUUGCCACUGAGGAAGUGGCGCUCACCCGCCGGAUCAACCCAAGCGAGACGCCAGCACCCGUCUUCAAUGCGGGCUUGUUCUCUAUAAUUCAGGAAUUCUUCGGCCCAGACGGGGUUCCCUUCAGCCCCGCUGAGGAGUCCGAUAACGUAUGGCCCCCGUUCACUGCAGACACAGCCAACUAUGCGGCGCUGUCCGAUUUGGUAAAGGGGGCCGGCAACAGCCCUGUGCAGUUCCUCAAGCCGCCGGCACAGGUUGAGCCUGAAGGAGGGUUCAAAGCGGAGGAAUGCGCGUGCUGGGACACAAUCAAUCCCGAGUGAGGAAGAGGAGUACACAUGAACGAGUACAUCCAUCCAUCCAUACACACACACGUGUCUCUCUUGCCUUUCUUGCCGGACUGUGUCGUGUUUCUGUCUGAGUGCAGCUACGAUCUUACGUGGCUGCAGAUCAAAAAGGAGCGGAAGGGAUUCUCCGCCGCUCUCACAGAGCAGCAAUGCGACAACGGCACUGUGGCGGUUAUGACGGGCCCCCCGCCGGCCAAUAAGACGGUGGCUGCGGCAUGGAGAGACGUCUUCGCCAAGCACCCCGUCCAGGCGGCCUUUGCCCUGUCGCUGCAGGCGGCCAUGGACCCCCACCCGGCUUGCAUGGACCCCAACACAGGCCGGAUAGAGUCGAGGGACGGCAGGAAGGUGCCGCCCAGCAAGGUCAAGAUCAACAAAGGCGGCAGGGCAGUGGCCAUCAAUAAUGGAGGCUACAAGAUCAGACCCAGCGACUUCCGUCAUGUGCCUCGCGCAAUGGCAAUGCUGACCACACUCAUCGACGGGGCCGCUGACGAAUGA
Molecule: messenger RNA, 1450 nt
Organism: Vitrella brassicaformis
Lineage: Eukaryota; Vitrellaceae
Source: the annotation of a GenBank genome assembly